Molecule: messenger RNA, 1880 nt
Organism: Pichia membranifaciens NRRL Y-2026
Lineage: Eukaryota; Fungi; Ascomycota; Pichiomycetes; Pichiales; Pichiaceae
Exons: 1
Coding region: 282-1580 (432 amino acids)
Molecular function (GO): saccharopine oxidase activity; flavin adenine dinucleotide binding; sarcosine oxidase activity
Source: RefSeq, a predicted model, not a curated record
AAAAGAACAAUAACGGGAUUUUAACUGGACAGUUUCCUGAUGAUGGACUUACUUAGGUCUGCCCAUUGCCGGUGGAACGAUUAUGAUCAACAUUAAAGUCGAAGCGAGCGAUGCUGAAUCUUGAGUAGUUGGAUUUGGGCCUUUAAAUAUAACCAAUGGUUGGGCCUGAUACAUGAAUUUUUAAAACACUACUUUCUAGUUCAAAGCCAAACCUUUGACCAGAGCACAGAUAAGCACGAAGCGGAUUCGACUCGAAGGUUAAAGGUGCAUUUGGAUACAAAAUGAUUAAUUCUGAUACUUCUGUGCUAAUAAUUGGAGCUGGUACUUUUGGCCUAUCUACGGCGCUUGAAUUAUUGAGAAAGGGGCAUCAGAAUGUGACCCUCCUGGAUCCAUACAAAGUUCCUUCGCCAUUAUCAGCUGGAAAUGAUGUCAACAAAAUAUUUCAGUCCACCGUUGAAAAUGCUUUCUAUUCAGAUCUUGCUCGGGAAGCUUUGGAAAUGUGGAGAUCCGAUCCAGUUUACAAGCCAGCAUUUCACGAAGUAGGUAUUGUCUAUGGUGCAUGUGGCGAUAAUGCUAUAACAGAGAUCAAUAGACGGGUUUCCUUUUUAAAAGAGAAAAACGUCAAGUUUCUUGAGUUAAGCUCCCCAGAAGAGUUUGCAAAUUUUGUAAAAACUCCUUCCGUCAAACUUGAUAAUAGUAUAUCAAAUUUGAGUUUGAACGAUAGGUUCGAAAAUUGGAGAGGAUAUUUUCAACAAGAGAUGUGUGGUUGGACCUUCGCAGCAUUGGCCUUGGAUAAUGCUGCCAGGGAAUGUGAGAAAUUAGGUGCUGAAUUUCGCAUAGGUUUGGCAGAAGAGCUACUCUUUGAGGGUGAUAAAUGCACUGGUGUUAGGACCUCAAUUGGCGAGAUAAUUGAUGCUGAUAUAACUGUUAUCUGUGCUGGUGCUCAAUCCUGCAAGCUUCUUGAUUUUGGAGGUCAACUACUCGCUAAAUGCUGGACAGUGGGUCAUAUCAGAUUGACUGAUGAAGAAGCAAGUACACUUAGGGGCUCUCCUGUAGUGCUCAAUUUGGAUCAAGGGUUCAUAUUUGAGCCUGACAUGAAUAAUGAUUUAAAAUUUUGCAACGAAUUUCCAGGCUAUAUCAAUAUGGUUGAAGAAAAAGGUACAUCAAUUCCAGUUUUUCGAAACCAGAUUCCAGUUGAGGCAGAGAAACAGAUGAGAAACUUUUUGAAACAAGUAUACCCAAUUAUUGCAGAAAGGCCAUUCAGUGUUGCCAAGAUAUGUUGGUGCACUGACACCCCAGAUCGCCAUUUCCUAUUCACCGAACAUCCUAAAUAUAACAAUUUGGUAUUAGGUACAGGCGACUCGGGUCAAGGGUUCAAAUUCAUGCCUGUCGUUGGUAAGUAUAUUUCUCAAAUUGUCAUGGAGGGCAGUUCAACUUUGGAUAAUUCAAAGGCGAAAGCUUGGAAGUGGCGCCAAGAACAAGGCCAACAAAGAGACAAUCUUGCCACUCAAGGUAGGUAUGGCGGAUUGAAUCUCAUAAGGGACUUGAAGGAUGUAGACAGUUGGACAUCUGCCAAGUAAGCAGUCUAUAGAUCGGUUAUCUUAUCUUUAUCAACUCUUAUUUCAGUAUAAUAAUGUCUAAUACACAGUAUAUGAUAUAUUGAAUUCAGACUCAAGCUAAGCUUAGCGACUAUGUUAUACUGAAAUCAGGCUCAAGCUAAGCUUGGCGACUAUGUUAUACUGAAAUCAGGCUCAAGCUAAGCUUAGCGACUCUGUUUUGCCCUUGAUCAUCUCUUUCCAUCUGAAAGAAAUUAGUCCCAAAUCACGUUCUUUCCAAAUUUUUAAAACCACAUCUUUAGCUGUUUUAACAUUUCCUAAUUC